AAACGAUAAAUAUAAGCGUAAAUUUCACGCACAAGAAGACGUAUUAACCUCGGAAUUCACAAAACUAUGGGACAAACAAACCCAUCCAAGAAUCCAAAAUAGAAAUUCAUUAGCGCGGCCCACUUUUUCAAAACCUUCCGUCUCUGUCUCUGCAUUAAACCCAUUCCCUCACUUUUUCUUCUCCUUGUUGUAGUAACUACACUACAUUCACAUUUCACACCUCCAUAUUUAUUGCACACUUCCUCUCCUCUUUCAAUUUUCAUUCUUCGAGGAGUAAAAGGGAAUGGGUGUGGCAAUGCAUGUCAAAUCCGACUCUGAGGUAACCAGCAUUGAAGCCUCAACGCCGCCGCGUUCACCCCGGCGCCCGUUGUACUACGUGCAGAGCCCAUCCCACUCGCAGCACGAUCUUGAGAAAAUGUCAUACGGGUGGAGUCCUUUCGGGUCACCCACCCACCAUUUCCAGUACCACUGCUCCCCGAUUCACCAUUCACGUGAAUCCUCCACUUCAAGAUUCUCUGCCUCGCUGAAAAACCCAAGAAACUCUGGUGGAGGAGUUGCCGGGUGGCGGCGGAUGCAGAGGAAGUAUGAUGAGGUUGGAGAUGAAGCGGAGGAAGAUGAGGAGGGGGAGGGGGAAGAUGAAGGCAAUGAUGGGGGGCAAAUGAGAUUUUAUGCGGUGUGCUUUCUGUUGUCGUUUGUGGUGCUUUUUUCUAUAUUCUCCUUAAUUCUCUGGGCUGCAAGUUUAGCUUACAAACCGAGGAUAGUCAUGAAGAGCAUUUCUUUCGAGAAUUUCAAUGUACAAGCUGGAAUGGAUGCCACAGGGGUGCCAACGGAUAUGUUAACUUUGAAUUCGACGGUCAAGAUCUUUUAUAGGAAUCCAUCAACCUUCUUUGGUGUCCACGUCACCUCCACUCCUCUUGAGCUUCACUAUUUUGAUCUCAAAGUUGCUUCUGGUCAUAUGAGAAAGUUCUACCAGUCGAGAAGGAGCGACAGCAAAGUGAUAGCAGUGGUUGAGGGGCAUCAGGUGCCGCUUUAUGGGGGAAUUCCAGUGCUGAAUAGUGCUAAAGGUCAUCCAGAGAGCAUGUCUGUGCCAUUAAAUCUGACAUUUGUUGUGAGAUCAAGAGCCUACAUUUUGGGGAGGCUGGUAAAGCCCAAGUUCUAUCUCAGUAUCCUUUGUGGGGUUACUAUGAGAGGUAACCAUCUGGGCAAGCCUCUUAAUCUCACCAAAUCUCAAUCUUGUAUUUAUCAUUAGGCAUUCCCAGUCUCUGAGAGGUGAUCAAUACUGCGUGCCCCUCCUAAUCCUAUAGCAGAGCUGAUUCUUGUAAAUAAUUUUUAGCAGACUUUGUUUCUUUACUUGGUCAUUUCUAUGCAAUAAGUAUGUAUGAACUUCAAAUAUUAAGCAAGUGUUGUGAUUUCUUGCAAUUGUUUGUGGUUGUGGGGAUCUUAACAUGAACUUAAUGAUGAAGCUAUUUGAUA
Messenger RNA from Sesamum indicum (sesame), 1473 nucleotides. RefSeq lists its product as uncharacterized. The record is from RefSeq and is a predicted model, not a curated record. Lineage: Eukaryota; Viridiplantae; Streptophyta; Magnoliopsida; Lamiales; Pedaliaceae.